AGUGGCGUGAGAGUGACAGGAGCCUUGUUCUUCUCACACACGGUGUGCAGCCGCGUCUCUUCCGGGUCCAGUCACACGCAGCCCCGGGACAUCAUGGCCUCAGAGGUGCUGGCUGGGCUCCCUGUGCCGUGCGCCCACUUCUUCUGCUAUGUGGGUGUGCUGGCCGCCUCCUGGUGGGGUGUGAGGGCGGCGUGGCGCCUGCUGAGUGCAGUCCGGGUCUGGGUUCUGGGGAGAGGAACAGAGGUGGGCCCCGGCCUCGGGAAAUGGGCAGUUGUAACUGGAGCUACAGAUGGAAUUGGAAAGGCAUACGCCGAGGAGCUGGCGAGGCAUGGAGUGUCCAUCGUCCUUAUCAGUAGAUCGCAGGAUAAGCUUGAUGAGGUGGCCAAAAACAUCCGAGAAAAGUUCAAAGUGGAAACCAAAGUAAUUGCGGCAGAUUUUGGAAAGCCUGCAGAGAUCUACGAGCGCAUUGAGGUGGGACUGAAAAGUCUAGAGAUUGGAGUCCUUGUAAACAAUGUGGGAGUUUCAUACGAGUAUCCAGAGUAUUUCCUUGACAUCCCGGACCUGGAUAACACUCUGGACAUGUUAAUAAAUAUCAACAUCACAUCUGUGUGCAAGAUGACACGCCUGGUGAUGCCCGGAAUGCUGGAGAGAUCCAAAGGAGUGAUUCUGAACAUCUCUUCUGCUAGUGGGAUGUACCCUGUGCCCUUGCUGACUGUAUAUUCCGCUACCAAGGCGUUUGUGGAUUUCUUCUCCCGGGGUUUGCAUGCAGAAUAUCGGAAUAAGGGGAUCACUGUGCAGAGCGUUCUACCUUUCUUCGUUGCAACAAAACUGAGCAAAAUCCGCAAGCCAACAUGGGACAAGCCCAGCCCUGAGAAUUACGUCCGAUCCGCCCUGAACACUGUGGGCUUACAGACCAGAACCAAUGGCUACCUGGCCCAUGCCCUUAUGGGUUGGGUGACCGCGUCCGUGCUUCCCUCCUGCCUCGCAAUCAAACUGGCUAUGAAUAUGAACAAAGGACUCCGGGCUCGAUUUCUGAAGAGGGCCAAGAAAAACUAGGAACUUGUUUUACCAACAAAGUAUUUUUUAUUCCUGAUCGCUCUUUGCCUUCUACCAAUCACAUAAUAAUAUAUAAAGGGCUUCCCGUGUGAAUAGGGAUCAUUUUGAAGACCCAUAAAUUAGUCCCUAACCUCUCUACUUCCUUGGCUUCUCUUUUUGCUUUAUAAUAUCUAAAUCUUUUUUUUUUCAGGUAGUUUUAUCUUCAAGUGACUGCAUUUCAGCUCUAUUACUUUAUUUCCCUUCCAGUCGUACGUAAACUGCGCAGAUUAGGAUUUAUAACUGAUAGUUGCUACUACUACUUCAAAAUGCUGCCUCUGUUAUGUUUAUAUAUAUAUA
This is a messenger RNA of Rana temporaria (common frog), 1392 nucleotides long. RefSeq names its product hydroxysteroid 17-beta dehydrogenase 12 (gene HSD17B12). The coding region runs from base 94 to 1056 and encodes 320 amino acids. Gene Ontology annotation, molecular function: oxidoreductase activity. NCBI's taxonomy places the organism in Eukaryota, Metazoa, Chordata, Amphibia, Anura, Ranidae. Gene Ontology annotation, cellular component: endoplasmic reticulum. The record is from RefSeq and is a predicted model, not a curated record. The transcript is spliced from 11 exons.